Messenger RNA from Didymodactylos carnosus, 883 nucleotides. The record is from the annotation of a GenBank genome assembly. Lineage: Eukaryota; Metazoa; Rotifera; Eurotatoria; Philodinida; Philodinidae.
AUGUCAGCAGUCAAUAGAUUAAAUGUACUGAAAGAAAAUGAAACGAAAAUGAAUCAAUACUUACGUUCUUUAUAUCUCAAAAAUAUAAUUGAACAACCAUUAUAUUAUAGACUUCGAUCUACCAGUACUUCACUUAGUGUUAUGUACGAUCAGCCGAAAGUACAUCGUAAUGGUUAUCCGUUAAGACCUAUUAUUUCGUCCGUCGGUUCGUACAAUUAUGAAUUGUCAAGACACUUGGCACAAAUUAUUCAAAGAUAUCGUACUCCACCUCCAUCAUUUGUCAAAGACUCAUUUCAAUUCGUCGAAAGAAUCAAAAAUAUAGAUUAUGAGGAUGGUCAAAUUAUGGUAAAUUUUGACAUUGAAUCGUUAUACACAAACAUUCCUGUGUACGAAGCCAUUGAAACUGCAUUGGACCUGAUUUAUGUUGAUGGUAUUAAACCCAAUGAUGCUCCAUAUUGUAGAGAUAAGAUGAAAGAAUUAUUGAAAUUAGCGAUAUGUGAUGUUCCGUUCAGAUUUCAAGCAGAGUUAUACAAACAGAAGGAUGGUGCUGCCAUGGGCAGCUGUUUAGCUCCUAUCUUGGUCGACGUAUUGAUGAUUAAGUUGGAACAAAAAUUAAAUAAAUUAUCGUUCAACAAACCACAAUUGUAUUUAAGGCAUCGAAAUACUCACUUUACCGCGGAAGUUGAAAAUAAUGGACAAUUGCCGUAUCUUGAUGUUAUGAUCAUGAGAAAUAGCAAUGACAGAAGAUAUGACACAACGUUGUACAAGAAGCCUACUGAUACCGGGUUAUAUUUAUUAUAUGAAUCCAAUCAAUGUCGAAGGUACAAGCUAGGUCUUAUCAAAACGUUGACAGUAUGCAUUCUUCGGAUCUGUUCAACACCAC